Apodemus sylvaticus (European woodmouse) is the source of this 1137-nucleotide messenger RNA. It is a transcript of the gene Myl9, whose product is annotated as myosin light chain 9. Gene Ontology annotation, cellular component: stress fiber; myofibril; cytoplasm. The transcript has 4 exons. Gene Ontology annotation, molecular function: calcium ion binding. Gene Ontology annotation, biological process: platelet aggregation; myofibril assembly. The record is from RefSeq and is a predicted model, not a curated record. Bases 141 to 659 code for a protein of 172 amino acids. NCBI's taxonomy places the organism in Eukaryota, Metazoa, Chordata, Mammalia, Rodentia, Muridae.
UGGUCCAGCCAGCCCGGGCUCCGCCCCCAGAGCUCUGAGCCCCGGGCCGAGCUGCUGCCAGCCAGCUUUCGAAGCACCACCGCAGCAGCGCCGAGGACUUUUCUUCUCUGCAGCAGGGAGACCCCGCCCCCAAAGCCAAGAUGUCCAGCAAGAGAGCCAAGGCCAAGACCACCAAGAAGAGGCCCCAGAGGGCCACGUCCAACGUCUUCGCCAUGUUUGACCAGUCCCAGAUCCAGGAGUUCAAGGAGGCCUUCAACAUGAUCGAUCAGAACCGCGACGGCUUCAUUGACAAGGAGGACCUGCACGACAUGCUGGCCUCUCUGGGGAAGAACCCGACAGAUGAGUACCUGGAGGGCAUGAUGAACGAGGCGCCAGGGCCCAUCAACUUCACCAUGUUCCUCACUAUGUUUGGGGAGAAGCUGAACGGCACCGACCCUGAGGAUGUGAUCCGCAACGCCUUUGCCUGCUUUGAUGAGGAGGCCUCAGGGUUCAUCCACGAGGACCACCUGCGGGAGCUGCUCACCACCAUGGGCGACCGGUUCACGGACGAGGAGGUGGACGAGAUGUACCGCGAGGCGCCCAUUGAUAAGAAGGGCAACUUCAACUACGUGGAGUUCACCCGCAUCCUCAAGCAUGGCGCCAAGGACAAGGAUGACUAGGCCAUUCUUAGCUACCCCAGUGCCUAGACCCCCGACCCAGUCACCUCCCCAACACAUACACUCUACCCUCCCCAUGAGGAGUUUGGGUCCCGGCUCCCCGGGCCAGAACUGACCCACAGGGCGAGGCAGGUGUGCCACAGAGAGCCCAGGCACUAGGAGGGAUCUCUGACCCUAGAAGGAAGAACCACAGUGGGGAGGUGAGCCAAGGGUGGGGUCAGAAAGCCCCCAGGUGAAGUCACUGAAGUUGGCCGCUCAGCCACGCCCUCCCAUUCCCGGGCUGGCCUGAGGAGGAAAGGCACCCACGUUCUGGUGUUGGACACUAAUCCCCAGUAUCCUCACAAAGGUACACACCCAUUCACCAUGUCCCUUCAGAGGAUGACAAUCUGCACUUAGGCCUGUGGAGUUGUCCCAGCACACCCAAAAGGCAUAGAGGGAGGCUGCCUGAGGGACAUAGUCUAAUACAAGGCUGAGCACCGUC